Thermochaetoides thermophila DSM 1495 is the source of this 750-nucleotide messenger RNA. RefSeq lists its product as uncharacterized. Bases 1 to 750 code for a protein of 249 amino acids. The transcript has 2 exons. The record is from RefSeq and is a predicted model, not a curated record. NCBI's taxonomy places the organism in Eukaryota, Fungi, Ascomycota, Sordariomycetes, Sordariales, Chaetomiaceae. Gene Ontology annotation, cellular component: cytosol; nucleus.
AUGUCCCCUCUCCGACUCGCCGUUCUCGAAGCCGACACCCCGGUCCCUCGUACGUUCGCUCGCCAUGGUGGCUACGCCGGUGUCUUCUCGUACCUCUUUGAGCGCGCCGUCGCCCCUGAACCUCUGUCCUCACUCCUGACCAUCACUGCCCAUGACGUCGUCUCUGGCGGCGCCGAGGCCUAUCCAGACCCAGACACCGUCGACGCCAUUCUGAUCUCUGGGUCAAAGCACAAUGCCUUUGAUAAUGAUGAGUGGAUUGUCCGGUUGGUGGACUACGUGCGUGACGUGGUGCAGAAUCAACCAAGGAUAAAGGUAAUUGGCAUUUGUUUCGGGCAUCAAAUUGUCGGUAGGGCCUUAGGGGCGAAGGUCGGGAGGAGUGACAAGGGAUGGGAGAUUAGCGUGACCGAAACCGAGUUGACAGAGAAAGGGAAGGAGAUAUUCGGCGGGAAAAAGACGCUGAGCCUGCAGCAAAUGCAUCGAGACCAGGUCUUUACUGUUCCCGAUGGUGCCGAGUUGCUGGCAUCCACCGAUAGGUGUAUGAACCAAGGCUUUCUCAUCCCCCACCGCGUCAUUACAGUCCAGGGGCACCCCGAAUUUACCGCUGAGAUCAUGGACGAGCUUCUCGAACUAAGACACGAGUCCGGCUUGUUCACCGAUGAAAUGUUCGAAGAAGCCCGCGCCCGGAACGGCGACCAUCACGACGGCGUCUUUGCAGCCCAGGCCCUUCUCAAAUUUUUGCAGGACAGAUGA